Orcinus orca (killer whale) is the source of this 1546-nucleotide messenger RNA. RefSeq names its product serpin family A member 1 (gene SERPINA1). The transcript has 6 exons. Bases 206 to 1471 code for a protein of 421 amino acids. The record is from RefSeq and is a predicted model, not a curated record. Lineage: Eukaryota; Metazoa; Chordata; Mammalia; Artiodactyla; Delphinidae. Gene Ontology annotation, biological process: negative regulation of endopeptidase activity. Gene Ontology annotation, molecular function: serine-type endopeptidase inhibitor activity.
CCGGGCGCUGCACUCGGGGACACACAGCCUGCACGCUGCAGCCAGGAGCCCCAGGGGAAGGAGGAGUUCCUUCCGCUGCAGGAACUGGGAAUUGAAGCAGCCUCCCACAUCGUCCCUCUGGAUCCACUGCUUAAAUACAGGCAAGGACAGGGCUCUGUCUCCCCAGCUGUGGUCACCAGCCCUGACCUGGGACAGUGAAUCGACAAUGGCAUCCUCCAUCACGUGGGGCCUCCUCCUGCUGUCAGGCCUGUGCUGCCUGGUCCCCGUCUCAUUGGCUGAGGGUCUCCAGGGACACGCUGUCCAGGAGACAGACGCAUCCCAGCAGGAUCGUGAGCACCGCCAGGAAGCAGCCUGCCACAAGAUCGCCCCCAACCUGGUCGACUUCGCCUUCAGCGUGUACCGCCGAGUGGCCCAUGAGUCCAAUGCCACCAACAUCUUCUUCUCCCCAGUGAGCAUCGCUACAGCCUUUGCGAUGCUCUCCCUGGGGACCAAGGGUGACACUCACACCGAGAUCCUGGAGGGCCUAGAUUUCAACCUCACUACAAGAAUAGAGGCUGAGAUCCACGAAGGUUUCCAGCAUCUUCUCCACACCCUCAACCAGCCAGACAACAAGCUGCAGCUGACCACUGGCAACGGCCUGUUCAUCAACGAGAGCGCGAAGCUAGUGAGUAAGUUUCUGGAGGAUGUCAAGAACCUGUACCACUCUGAAGCCUUCUCCAUCAACUUCAGGGAUGCUGAAGAGGCCAAGAAAAAGAUCAACGAUUACGUAAAGAAGGGAAGCCAAGGAAAAAUUGUGGAUCUGGUAGAUGAUCUUGACCAAGACACAGUUUUUGCUCUGGUGAAUUACAUAUUCUUUAAAGGAAAAUGGGAGAAGCCCUUUGAGGAAGAGCACACCACAGAGAGGGACUUCCACGUGGAUGAGGAAACCACCGUGAAGGUGCCCAUGAUGAACCGCCUGGGCAUGUUUGACCUCCACUACUGCGACAGGCUCACCAGCUGGGUACUGCUGAUGGACUACGUGGGGAACGCCACCGCCGUCUUCAUCCUGCCCGACCAGGGGAAACUGCAGCAUCUGGAGGACCAGCUCAGCAAGGAGCUUCUCGCCAAGGUCCUGGAAAAGAGAUACGCAAGUUCUGCCAAUUUACACUUGCCCAAACUGUCCAUUUCUGGAACCUACGAUCUGAAAACUCUCCUGGGUAAACUGGGCAUCACCAAGGUCUUCAGCAACGGGGCUGACCUCUCAGGGAUCACCGAGGAAGUGCCUCUGAAGCUGUCCAAGGCGGUGCACAAGGCUGUGCUGACCAUCGAUGAGAAAGGGACAGAAGCUACGGGGGCCACGUUUCUGGAAGCCAUCCCCAUGUCAAUUCCCCCGGAAGUCGAAUACAACAGACCCUUCUUCUUCAUCAUCUACGAUAAAAGCACCAAGACUCCCCUCUUCAUGGGAAAGGUGGUGAAUCCCACCCAAAAAUAACUGCCUCUCUGGGUUCAGCUGUCCCCUCCAGGCCAGGUCCCCUUCCUCCAUGGCAUUAAAGAAUGACUGACCCGG